AUGAACUCACAGUAAGGAUCAGUUGUAAACUGCCACAAAGUAGAAAUAAGACUAAAAGACGUCGGAUUGGCUAAGAAGCCAGCUAUUUUGUCCGGAAUUUUUCUUCCCGUCAUUAUGAACAGCUCAAGUAUUUUCCUGUUGGCAUGUUGUGUAUGCAGCCUGAGUGCACUGGGAGGAGCUGCGGAUGUAGAGCAGGCUCUGACGAAGGAGGUCUUCACCAACUAUAAUCUUAAGGUUCGGCCUGCACACACCCCUGAGGAGCGAGUGGUGGUCCGAGUGGGAAUGACUCUGUCCUCGUUGGUUGGGCUGAAUAUGAAAAAUGAAGAAAUGAGCACCAUUGUUGUCAUGAAUCUGGAAUGGUCAGACCACCGGCUGUCAUGGAAUCCCAAAGAGCAUGACGGGAUUAAGGUGUUGCGUAUCCCUGCGGCGAAGGUGUGGCUGCCGGAUAUUGUCCUUAUCAACAACAAUGAUGGCGUAUUCGAUGUGGCGCUCCAUGUGCAUGUGCAGGCCUACAGCGAUGGAAGAGUGACCUGGACCCCACCUGCACUCUACCUGAGCUCCUGCAGCGUUAGGGUAACAUAUUUUCCAUUCGACUGGCAGAACUGCACCAUGCAGUUCCGUUCCUACACGUACGACUCCACCGAGAUAGAGUUGCAGUAUGCCCUGGACUUACUAGGAAAUGAGAUCAAGGAGAUCCAAUUGGACGAAGCUUUCAGUGAGAGUGGCGAGUUCCACAUCAGACACAAACCAUGCAGGAAGAACAUGAACAAAGACAUGUACGAGGACAUGACCUUCUACCUAAUCAUCGAGAGGAAGCCGCUUUACUACGUCAUCAACAUCAUCCUGCCGUGCAUCCUCAUCACCGUCAUCGCCAUCUUCAACUUCUACCUGCCGCCCGACGCAGGCGAGAAAAUGGGCCUGUCCAUCAACGUGUUGCUCACCCUCACCGUCUUCCUGCUGCUGCUUGCUGACAAAAUUCCCGAGACGUCGCUGGGCGUUCCCGUCAUCGUCAAGUACAUCAUGUUCACCAUGAUCCUGGUCACCUGCUCUGUCAUCCUCAGUGUGGUGGUGCUCAACCUCCACCACCGCUCUCCAAACACCCACAUGAUGCCCCUGUGGGUCCGCAAGAUCUUCAUCCACAUGCUGCCCCCUUACCUGUGCAUGUUGCGCCCCAAAGUGGAGAUGCCCCUUGUCUUUGAAAUGCUGCCCGUCCAGCGGGAGAAAAAGGCACUGGCCAUCAACAAGGGAGCGGAUGAGUACUUCAUACGCAAGCCAGACAGAUCCAUCUUGUUUCCCAACCCCAACAGGUUCCAAGCAGAGGGCAAGUCAUCCGACUUGAGGAAGUACAUCGAUGGGCCCAGUAGCUAUCUAUCGCUGCCCCCCGAACUCAAAUCAGCCAUUGAUGCCAUCACGUACAUCGCUGAGGCUCUGCAAGCCGAGAAGGAUUACGAAGCUCUGAAGGAGGACUGGCAGUACGUGGCCAUGGUGGUGGACCGCAUGUUUCUCUGGAUUUUUGUCAUCUUUACCACCGUAGGCACCUUGGCUAUUUUUAUUAAGGCCAGCCUCAACCGUGCACCUACUGACCCUUUUUAAAAAAAAAAAUGUUAAGAUUUAUAAUAAUAACUCAUGUCCUGUGUGGCAGCACAAAUAAACAUAAAUGCAAAUGAAUGAACAUCUUGACUCUUCACAGAUGAGCAGCCACGCUUGAGAACUUCAGGUUGCCACAGUGUAGACUACAUUACAGGCUCAUGGGCUCACACUACUGUAGCAAACAUUCUGCAACAAUGAAAUAAUAUGUUCAAAAAGCCAUACUGUAUUUUAAAAUGUAAUUUUUAUUUCAGUUGGAGAACGUGGCAUAAAUAAGCCGACGUGGUGUCAACAAAUAAACACAUGAGGCCCAGCU
Nerophis lumbriciformis (worm pipefish) is the source of this 1903-nucleotide messenger RNA. RefSeq names its product cholinergic receptor, nicotinic, beta 1 (muscle) (gene chrnb1). Gene Ontology annotation, molecular function: acetylcholine-gated monoatomic cation-selective channel activity; transmembrane signaling receptor activity. Lineage: Eukaryota; Metazoa; Chordata; Actinopteri; Syngnathiformes; Syngnathidae. Gene Ontology annotation, cellular component: postsynaptic membrane. Gene Ontology annotation, biological process: monoatomic ion transmembrane transport. The record is from RefSeq and is a predicted model, not a curated record.